Capra hircus (goat) is the source of this 909-nucleotide messenger RNA. Its product is annotated as protein SEC13 homolog. The annotation marks the transcript as partial. Lineage: Eukaryota; Metazoa; Chordata; Mammalia; Artiodactyla; Bovidae. The record is from RefSeq and is a predicted model, not a curated record. Gene Ontology annotation, molecular function: structural molecule activity; protein binding. The transcript has 4 exons. Gene Ontology annotation, biological process: positive regulation of TOR signaling; protein import into nucleus; COPII-coated vesicle budding. Gene Ontology annotation, cellular component: nuclear pore outer ring; COPII vesicle coat.
GAGACGAUCCCCAGCCUUGGGUCUGCAGAAGCAGUGCCCUGUCGCCAGGCCAAGGGGCAGAGUCAGCACGAGUCCCUCUCCCUACAGAUCGGCUGCAAUGCUGUCAGCUGGGCCCCUGCUGUCGUACCCGGAAGCCUCAUAGACCAGCCAACCGGGCAGAAGCCCAACUACAUCAAGAAGUUUGCGUCAGGCGGCUGUGACAACCUCAUCAAACUGUGGAAGGAGGAGGAGGACGGCCAGUGGAAGGAAGAGCAGAAGCUGGAAGCCCACAGUGACUGGGUUCGAGACGUGGCCUGGGCCCCCUCCAUCGGCCUGCCUACCAGCACCAUCGCCAGCUGCUCCCAGGAUGGUCGAGUGUUCAUUUGGACCUGUGACGAUGCCUCGGGCAAUACGUGGUCUCCCAAACUGCUGCACAAGUUCAACGACGUUGUAUGGCAUGUCAGCUGGUCCAUCACAGCCAACAUCCUGGCAGUCUCAGGUGGAGACAAUAAGGUGACGCUGUGGAAGGAGUCGGUCGACGGGCAGUGGGUGUGCAUCAGUGACGUCAACAAGGGCCAGGGAUCCGUGUCCACGUCUGUCACAGAGGGCCAGCAGAGCGAGCAGUGAGCACACGGGGCGCCUGCUUCUCCACCCGCUGCAGACUCUGGGCCGGCAGCCCAGGCGGCCCCGCGCCCGCGCCAUCAGGCUCCCACAGACACAGCAGGACUGUCAUCUGCCUUAACACGAUCUGAUAUGGUUUGUAACUUACCGUCCAGCUGAACACACACUUGUUCUGAGGGAAAAAACUAUGAAAAGAUCUGAAGGUUGUUAUUUUAAGAUAUUUUGGUCAUUUUUACGUACCUUUUACGUUCAGGCGUCACUUGUGGGGUUUGUUUCCAGAGUAAUUAAAUAAACACAUAUUGCUUAUAA